This is a messenger RNA of Penicillium pulvis, 594 nucleotides long. RefSeq names its product Cnl2/NKP2 family protein. The coding region runs from base 1 to 594 and encodes 197 amino acids. Gene Ontology annotation, cellular component: kinetochore; Mis6-Sim4 complex. The record is from RefSeq and is a predicted model, not a curated record. Gene Ontology annotation, biological process: chromosome segregation. The transcript has a single exon. Lineage: Eukaryota; Fungi; Ascomycota; Eurotiomycetes; Eurotiales; Aspergillaceae.
AUGGCACCCUCCGAAGAGUCCAUCCUGAGUAACUUUCUGCUUACUCCAGCUCCGCUGCCAACAGUACUGUCCCUGCAGAAAUUCACAGAGCUGUUUCCUAAGCGUCUGAGAAAUCACCCGCAUAUCCGGGCUUUGUACCGAGAGUUGCAGCAGAUUCGGGAGCAUGACAUGGAUCAGGUAAAUGAAAAUAUCGACACUGAGAUCCGCCAAGGCGACCGCCAAAAAGCAGAGCUCCACAAGGCCAGUCUCACAACGGGUGUGGAAGCAACCAAUGAAGAUGAGCAACGGGAAGUGAACAUGGAUCUUCAUUUGUUUGGGCAAACUGCCCCCAAUCCCCAAGAUUACCAUUCAGUGGAGAGCCUUCUCGCUGAAAUGGAGAAUGCCUGCACCCAUAUUGAGCGAGAGAUCGUUGAUAUUGAUGGCGAAGCUGCUGGCUUGGUAGCUGAACUCAAAACGACGGUGGGAGAUAUGAGUGAUCUUCGUUAUGGGAAAUUUGCCGGUCCUGGAUCUGCCCGUGACGUGGCGGAGCAAAGCAUCAAAGGCCUGCAGAAUCUGGAGGAUACUUGUUAUCAGAAGAGCAUGCCGGGAGCUUGA